Messenger RNA from Spodoptera frugiperda (fall armyworm), 3548 nucleotides. RefSeq lists its product as uncharacterized. The record is from RefSeq and is a predicted model, not a curated record. The transcript has 7 exons. The coding region runs from base 204 to 3104 and encodes 966 amino acids. Lineage: Eukaryota; Metazoa; Arthropoda; Insecta; Lepidoptera; Noctuidae.
UCACACAGUCACAGUCGUUAGUCGUCCGUCAAUACAGCAACAUGGCGUAAAUGGCGCGUUUGUGUUGGCUUAGGAAAUUAAGCUAAUGUUAAGUUAAUUUGCGGUUUGUGUAGUGAAUUUUAGUAGUUUAGAGUAAUAUUAUUGUGAACAAAUCAUAAAAUGACUGCAUAAAACAACGUUUCUCAGAUGAGAAUGAAGUGGUAAUGGAAUCCCUUGAAGACUCAAAUUGUCACUCCAUGAGCGAUAGUUUUUCUUUGUAUGAAAGGUAUUUGAGAAGUUUUAAUGUGGUUGAUCCGUUGAUCGAAGAAAGUGUUAAUCGUGAACAGAACGAGUUUGCAUCAUUGAACAACUGUGAUUCGGAGAGUUCACAAAGCGGAGGUAACGUAGAGUUGUCAGUCGUAACAUCAACCAAUGUUAUAAAUAAACAUUGUGAAACAGCUGAAACCGAGAACAGUUUGCUUAAUCAAAUAGUUCAUGAUAACAUCACAGACAAGGGGUCUAGUUUGGAUACCGAUUUGGGUGUUAAAAUAAAUUCACCUUGUUCACCGCUCGCGGCAUCGCUGCUUGAGAAUUCGUUUGCAACGAUAGACCACAGUUUGAUUAACGAUAAAUCUAACCCAGCUGAUAUUCACAUAUCAUCAGAAGACUCGAGAACUGAGACUGUCAAGCAUCCUAUGUUCAUAACCCCUACUAUGGAGAACAGCAACAAUGCAGUAGAUAGUGUGCCUCUGUUUAGGCACGUGAGGCCUUCUGAAAACGUUUUCAAGUUGCCUAUUAGUGAAUUGUCUUUUAAUGGUACCAUAAAGCAUGUUCAGAAGCUGAAGCCUAUUGUGGAUCCUAUCUCAGCAAUGAGUUCCAACACUGGAUUAGCUCAUUUGGAUGAAAAACGUGGGGAGGAGAGCUGUGAACCUUACACUAACAGUAAUGACAAUGCAGAGUCAAUUAUUGAGAGCAAUGAUGGUGACCAGAGAGGCAGUGAUAUGUCUGACAGUGUAAGUGAUAGGUUAGACAAAGCAUCAGAGAGUACAGGAGACUCCAAUUAUGAGGAGAAUAGUAUUAAGAAGGACUGUGCAAUAGUAAAUGAUGAUGCAAGCACUGCAAAGUGGAACUCUGAGCAGAGUUACUCCUCACUUGAAGCAUCAUUUGACAGUGGAGUGAGAUCUCCUGAUAUGUUCUCUGAUAAUGAAGAAGAUGAGAGUCAGUUGCCUUCAGAACCGGAGCCAGAACCCUUUUGGAGUUUCCUGCCAGACUUUGAGACCCAUGACAAGAGAAAAGUUAGAAAAAUUGAGGAAACCCUCCAAGGAGUCCUGCCACCACCAUCAGUGACCAUCAUAAAGACUGAUGUGACAGAAAUGCUGAAGAAGUACUACUGCCACUUACCAUUGUUUGAUGAUAAUGCAAAAGCUGUGAUGCCUGACAUAAAUCCUACUACACCAACUAAAAGAGUUUCGUUCAUUGAAAUUCCUGAGAAUGUUAAAACUCAUGAUACUGAUGGAAGCAGCAGUAGAAGUUUUAAUAUAGAGAAAAGAAGUUCUUCAGCUGCUGAAUUGGAUACCAGCAUCAAUGAUAGGAGUGUGCAUUUGAAAAUGAGUAGUAUGGUUGAAGCUAAAGAUACGCAAUGGCCUGAUGUCAUUAAGUGCCGAUAUUAUGAUGUGUACUACAACAUAACCAAGCACUCUGAGAAACUAGAGCAGCUAGCAUUACGUUAUGGAGAGAGAUAUGUUGGUGCCGAGACUGAUACAAGUGUAAACAUUCACUCCGGAGGCAUGCAGUCACCCACUAGUGCUUCUAAGAGGAAGGCGCUGAGGCUCAAGAUGGCUCAAUGCAAGUCCCCGGGCCGCCGUCUGUCGCACCUGGCGCGUCGGAGACAGGCGUUCGCCAGCGCAGCCACCAUCAACGAGAAGGCUCAAGCGUCCACCGCCAAAAUGGUGCUGAUCGAUAAGAAUUUCUUCCCACACAGGAAGCUGAUCAACUCAUCUGAAAGGAAGAGUCCGCGCACGAGACGUACGCCGGGCAAGAGAACACCAGUCCGUAAGACUCCUGGUAAGAAAACUCCAGCGAAGACUCCCAAGACACGAAGCGGCGGUUCCAGCAGGAAGAAGGCUAUGAGACGGCUGCUCAUGGACGCUGACCAUCUGACCAGAUCACAGCCAGCCCGAGAGACAUUAAAAAGGGCUCUGUUCAGUCCGGAGAAUAGGAAACCCGUUCCUCCAGCACCUUCGUCCUCCGUGCCAGCUCAAGCCAUGAAGUCCAAGCGAGCUCUAUUCGGCUCACCAGUCCGACCAGCCGAGACAAAGAGUAUGGAUGGCACACAGAGUGAUCAGUUCCUAAAGAGAAAGCGCGACCCGUUUGAUGAUGACAAUGACAACGGAAGGAGUAAGAUAGCAAAGAGUUUGUCAUUUGGCGGUGAUACGAUUGGGAGCUCGCAUUCACAUAAUUUUGCUCGACGAGCGUCAGAGGCAUUUACCAGGCAGACUAGUGAUUUGAAUGAGACUCACAAAAAGAAACUAUUGUGGGCGGUCUCCGAGGCUCUACGUGUUCAUGGUUGGCGCAUGUCUUCACCUGGGUUCCGUGAGAAGGCGUCAUCAUUGGCGCGACUCACGCGCCGAUUACUGGCGCUUCCUCCUCAUGCUGCUAAACUGGCUGCACCUAAGUUCUCCACUUCUGAAGUUAUGCUCAAGAUUGCUCGUCAAUACGUGUUCGCAAUCAUACAAGGCCGCUCCGUCGACGAGUGUUUCCAAGAGGAACAGAUGAAACUCGCUAACGAAGCCAACAACAAAGUAACAGGCUAUAUUUCAGCCUCCGCCUACCAACAGAUGAAAGCUCGACAGAUGAUCCCCAGCACAUCAACCUCACAGAUCAAAGAGAACACCCAUAGUAGUGGAAUUAAACAGGAACAACCGAAAAGUGGCUCCAAAAAUAUCCUUCAGGACAAACUAGUAAACAUAGACAGUAAUUCCAACAGCAGCAGUGGUCUUAGCAUGCUCGACAAGACCAAUCUAGGGUUCUUCAAGUCCAAUUCCAUGCCCUCAUUCGAAGAAGCAGCUAAAAUGAGAGCACGUCGACAAAUUAGUUUCGAUAAUAUUGACUUCCCGAAGAGAUAAACUGCAUGUAACGGCAAAAACUAUUAACAUUAUGUACAUAUUAUUAUUAGUGACUAGUUUAAGUUUAUGUCGACUUCAGCAAGAUUUAGUAGAACUUAUUAUUCUUAUGACUUCUCGAUUGUAGAAAGAUUUUUAGUAAUUUGUGAAUCAAUCGCUGUAAUAUUUAGCGAUGUUUAGUCAAUCUCAUCUUAGAUACUUCCUUUACAAAAGGUUGACUAUGAUGUAUUGUUAUGUCUCAUAUGUUUAUUUCGUUUUGCUUGACUAGCGACUAGUAGCCCAUAAACGACGUUUUCUUGGAUGAACAUUAGGCAAAUUGUAGAAUGAAACAUGAUAUUGCUGUAUUUGUAUUUCAUUGACUUUUUCGUGUAUGUAUGUGUUACUACUAUUGCUGAGUAUGAUCUCGGGUGUUAAUAUAAAAUAAUAAAUUAUUUUUCCUCGAUACAA